UCAUUAAACAGACAUGCCCAGUAGUAUUUUAGGUGCUGAAAAUACAAGGGGAUCAAGAUAGUAGGUCCCUGGUCUCCUAGAAUUUUCAGUCUUAUUAAUAGGGAAGAUAAAACCAGAACUCUUGUUUUUGCAAAGAUUGUAAGGUGGACUUCUCAGUAAGAAAAGGCUGUUGGGAUAUCGGGGCUUAUAUAGAAAAAGAAAUUUGUUACAAACAUUGGAGAAGGUAUUCAAAUUGGUAAGGCCCUGGUCUGUUAGCAUGUUCUUAGGAUGCCUACGUGCAGACCAUUAAUACAUGGUUGUUAAAUCUGCAGAAAGCAGAAACGUGGAUCACGGUAGAGAAACAUCAGUAGAAAGGGAAGGAACGAGUGAAGGGGAGGAAAGGUAGCCAUGAGAAGCGUCGUCGUCAGUUUGUACUGUGACUUAGGCUGCAAGCAUCACUGCAAGAAAAGCAAGUCGAGGAGAGUGAAGGACUCCCGACGAGCUGAGUGAGGUUUCAAAAGGUGCGUGUGAAGAGGCCAGCCAAAAAGAUUGGGGUUGGGAAACAUGCAAGAGGAGAACAUCAAAUUGGGGACUGCUGGAGAGGGAACGGUACACCGACACUUCCACGAAGGAAGGCUGCUAGCCACCUACUAGCCUCUGAGUGCGGCGGGAGCGCGGCGUGGGAAGCAAGAGCGUCGGGGCGGCGCCGGGCGGCUGCGUGCGCACCCGGGGCCCCGCGAGCCCGGGGGCUUGCGGACCCGGGCGCUGGAGCUGGGCGCGGCGCGGGGGGACGGAUGCGGGGCGGAGGGGGAGGUGUGCGCAGAGUUUGGUGAUGUCACUGCAAGUCGGUGCGCGGUGAAAUUUAACACCGGCCUGAUGUGCUUGGCUCCUCUCCUUCCAGGCGAAGCUGCCGGCUGUAGUCAACGCUGAGCGCCUGCAGUUGCCACCGGCCCCCUCGCGCGGAGUAGAUUUCCGAAGUGGGUGUGUGCGCUUGUCUGACAAAUGUUCCGGCGCGGGUUGUUUCCGAGGACUUCCUCCCCCCAGCCCCUACCGCUCUCUCCUCCCAGGCCCAAGGCAGAGGACUCCACUGGAGUCACAGAGUCGCCUUUGAACCGCAAGUGAACUCGAGCGCUGCGCCCGCGGCCGAGCUCCAGCAGCUGCCGGCGUCCCGCCGCCUGCCAUACCUGUAGCCUUAGCAGUUCGGAGCUGGCUUCUGUUUUCCGUUAGCGCUUCGCUGCAGGGACAAAUGCAUACAAAUGCAUUUAGGAGCCCACAGGACAAGGCGUGGAAAGGUCUCCCGCACGGCAAAAACGAAACUACUUCUUCAUUUCAUUGUGCUAUGUGUGGCAGGGGGUGCUGGUCAUGCUCAAGAACAAGGCAUAGAUAUUCUUCAUCAACUAGGCCUUGGAGGCAAAGAUGUAAAAUACUCAUCAUCAGUGACUGCGGUACCAUCAUCAUCUACACCAUUACCUCGGGGGGUCCAUUUAACAGAAUCAGAAGCAUCUGCAAACUAUUGCAGGUACAUGAAACAGCAGUGUCGUCCUGAGACAAGGCCUCUUCAUACAACUAUUGUACCAGCUGAGAUACCAGAAAACUCUCCUUUGCUUAAGCAGUUUGGUGAAAAAGUAUUGGCAGAAGAUACACUUAGUAAAGGCAAAAGUAUUCCAAAUAUUAUAAAUAAUGAUUCUGCAACAGUGCAUAAACAACAAGAGUCCCAGAUACCAAGAUCUCAGUUAACUUCUCAUCAUUCAGGGAAGGUCUCUGCUGUGGAUAUUGUGAGCCAUGGGAUUCAGUCCAAAGAAAUGAUCACUGAGGAACAUACUCAGACCAAUUUAAGCCUGUCAAUGACCCAUCAUCGCUUCAAUGAAGCAAGAACAAAUAGCAAGGGGAAAUUGAGUUCUCUCAUAAAUGUAUCCAAUAAUAUCACACAGCAUAAUGAUAGAGUAACUGGGCUGUCACCAUUUAAGAAGAUACCAUCUAUUCUUCCUCAUAUAAAACAAGAUACAAUUGCUAAUCUCCAGGAGGCUAUCACAGCAAAUCUACACACUAAUGAACUCAUGGAACUACAACAGAUUUCAAAUACAACCUUAUACAGAGUGACAGAUGAGCCAUCUGUGGACAAUCACCUUGAUCUAAGGAAGGAAGGUGAACUUGAUCCUGACGCUACUUAUGCCAUCGAAAAUAGCUAUGAAACUGAGCUUUAUGAUUAUUAUUAUUAUUAUGAGGAUCUUAAUACAAUGCUGGAAAUGGAGAAUCUGAGAGGGCCAAAAGGGGAUCCUGGACCUCCCGGUCCACCUGGUCCAGUGGGUAUCCCAGGUCUGGCAGGGAAGAGAGGUCCACGGGGCAUACCAGGACCACAUGGAAAUCCUGGGUUACCUGGAUCACCAGGUCUAAAAGGCCCCAAAGGAGAUCCGGGGUUUUCCCCAGGUCAGGCUGUUUCUGGAGAAAAGGGUGAUCAAGGCCUUUCUGGAUUAAUGGGCUCCCCCGGUAUGCAAGGUAAUAAGGGUCUCAAGGGGCACCCAGGGCUCCCAGGACUCCGAGGUGAACAAGGAAUUCCAGGAUUCACUGGUAAUAUUGGUUCACGUGGUUACCCUGGCAGGCAGGGUUUAGCUGGAGCAGAAGGAAAUCCAGGUCCUAAAGGUGUACGAGGUUUCAUUGGCUCUCCUGGAGAAGCAGGACAACUGGGACCUGAAGGAGAACGAGGAGUUCCUGGGGUCCGUGGAAAGAAGGGUCUUAAGGGAAGACAGGGUUUUCCAGGCGACUUUGGAGGCAGAGGCCCUGCCGGUCCGGACGGCAGUCCCGGACUUGUGGGUAGCAUUGGUCCUUCAGGAUUUCCUGGACUUAGAGGCAGUGUUGGCCCUAUGGGAUCAAUUGGACCUUCUGGAAUUCCUGGACCAGUGGGUCUUUCCGGGAGUAAGGGCCUACAUGGAAUCAAAGGUGAUAAGGGUGAACAAGGCAUUGCAGGAGAGCCAGGAGAGCCAGGGUAUCCUGGAGACAAGGGUGCUGUUGGUGUUCCAGGACCAUCAGGGAUGAGAGGAAAGCCAGGACCUUCAGGCCAAGCAGGUGACCCAGGAUCUCAAGGACCAUCUGGCCCUCCAGGACCAGAGGGUUUUCCAGGAGAUAUUGGGAUUCCUGGACAAAAUGGCCCUGAAGGAUCAAAGGGACUUCUUGGAAAUAGAGGGCCUCCUGGACCUCCUGGUCUUAAAGGAACUCAGGGAGAAGAAGGACCUAUUGGAUCCUUUGGAGAACUGGGGCCAAGAGGAAAACCAGGUCAAAAGGGAUAUAUGGGUGAACCAGGACCAGAUGGCUUAAAGGGAGAAGUAGGAGAUCAAGGCAACCCUGGAAAGACUGGUGAAACAGGACCUGUUGGUGUACCUGGAGAAGUUGGGAUGACUGGAAACAUUGGUGAAAAGGGAGAGCGUGGAAGUCCAGGUCCAGUAGGUCCUCAGGGGGAAAAGGGCGCUAUGGGCUAUCCAGGUCCUCCUGGGAUUCCAGGACCCACUGGUUCACUGGGAUUACCUGGUCCUGCAGGGGCAAGAGGACCACCUGGGGGUCAAGGUACUAAAGGACAAAGAGGACCAAGAGGACCAGACGGUCUCCCAGGGGAACAAGGUAUACAAGGUACCAAGGGUAAAAAAGGAGAUCAAGGAAAAAGAGGGCCUCAUGGUCUUACUGGUAAGACUGGGAACCUUGGGGAGAGAGGAGUUCAAGGGAAACCAGGUUUACAAGGACCUCCAGGGAGUGCAGGAGACAGGGGACUUGAAGGAGAACCAGGACCACGAGGACUGCAAGGUGUUGCUGGACCUCCUGGAGAAAUGGGUGCUGAGGGACCUUCAGGUAUUGAGGGAGAAUCUGGUCUGCAAGGAGAGCCAGGUGCAAAGGGAGAUGUGGGACCUACAGGCAGCGUUGGAGUUGCUGGGGAACCAGGGUUAUGGGGUGAACCAGGAGCUGGCGGAGAAGAAGGUCACCAAGGAAAAGAUGGAUUAAAGGGAAGCCCAGGAGGAAGGGGACUUCCUGGAGAGGAUGGAGAAAAAGGAGAAAUAGGUUUACCAGGGACUGUGGGGUCCUUGGGUAGACCAGGUCUAAUGGGCCCUCUGGGACCUGAAGGAAUUGUGGGAAUUCUGGGACAAAGAGGUCGUCCAGGAAAAAAGGGUGAUAAAGGACAAAUAGGGCCCACAGGAGAAACUGGAAGCAGAGGUGCUCCUGGACAAAUUGGGGAAAGUGGUGCUAAAGGUGCCAGAGGAACUAGAGGCGCUGUGGGCCACUUAGGAUUGAUGGGAUCUGGUGGAGAGCCAGGAAUUCCAGGAUACAGGGGCCAUCAAGGUCAACCAGGACUUUCUGGGUUGCCAGGUCCUAAAGGAGAAAAGGGUUAUCCAGGAGAAGAUAACACAGUACUAGGACCACCUGGGCCUCGAGGUGAACCAGGUCCAAUGGGGGAACAAGGAGAGAGAGGAGAGCCAGGAGCAGAGGGAUAUAAGGGUCAUGUGGGUUUACCAGGACCAAGAGGUGCCACUGGACAACAAGGCCCCCCAGGUGAGCCAGGUGACCAGGGUGACCAAGGACUAAAAGGAGAGAGAGGAUCUGAAGGGCCUGAUGGGAAAAAAGGAGCUCCUGGUCCUUCUGGGAAACCUGGGAUUCCUGGACUUCCAGGCUUACCAGGGUCAAAAGGCAUGCAAGGACACCAUGGAGCAGAUGGCAUUUCAGGAAACCCUGGAAAAGUUGGGCUACCAGGAAAACAGGGACUUCCUGGCAUCAGAGGCAGCCCAGGAAGAACAGGACUGGCUGGGUCUCCAGGUCCUCAAGGAGCAAAGGGUACAUCAGGCCUGCCAGGAAGCCCAGGAGUUCUAGGCCCAAAGGGUGAACAAGGGCCACCUGGUCAACCUGGAAUUCAAGGUAAAAGAGGUCACCAAGGAGCACAGGGUGAUCAAGGACCACAUGGAGAGCCUGGCCUGAAAGGGCAGCCUGGAGAACGUGGUGCUCCAGGUUUAACAGGUUUCCAAGGAUUUCCAGGACCCAAAGGUCCUGAGGGAGAUGCUGGCAUUGCUGGAAUACUAGGUCCUAAAGGUCCUAUUGGACUGAGAGGAAGCACUGGACCCUUUGGCAGAGAAGGUAUAAUAGGCCCAACAGGUAGAACUGGACCUAGAGGUGAAAGAGGCUUUAGAGGUGAAACUGGUCCACAAGGACCAAGAGGGCAACCAGGGCCUCCAGGUCCACCUGGAGCACCGGGUCCAAGAAAACAAAUGGAUAUCAAUGCUGCUAUUCAAGCCUUGAUUGAAUCACAUACAGCUCUACAGAUGGAGAGCUACCAGAAUACUGAAGUGACUUUAAUUGACUACAGUGCAGAGAUAUUCAAAACCUUGAACUACCUAAGCAAUUUACUGCACAGCAUUAAGAAUCCUCUUGGCACACGAGAUAACCCAGCACGAAUCUGCAAAGAUUUGCUUAACUGUGAACACAAAGUAUCAGAUGGGAAGUACUGGAUUGAUCCAAAUCUUGGAUGCCCUUCAGAUGCCAUUGAGGUGUUCUGUAAUUUCAGUGCUGGUGGUCAGACAUGUUUAUCUCCAGUUUCUGUGACAAAGUUGGAGUUUGGAGUUGGGAAAGUCCAGAUGAACUUCCUUCAUUUACUGAGCUCAGAAGCAACCCAUAUCAUCACCAUUCACUGUCUAAACACUCCAGUGUGGACAAGCACUCAGACAGGUGGCUCAGGAUUGCCUAUUGGUUUCAAGGGAUGGAAUGGACAAAUUUUUGAAGAAAACACUCUACUUGAACCUGAAGUGCUUUCAGAUGACUGCAAGAUUCAAGAUGGCAGCUGGCAUAAAGCAAAAUUCCUUUUUCAUACCCAGGACCCAAAUCAACUCCCAGUAAUUGAAGUACAAAAACUUCCUCAUCUCAAAACUGAAAGGAAGUACUACAUUGAAAGCAGUUCUGUAUGCUUUCUCUAAAGUCUAAGAAUUAGUUCAGAAUUCAUGCUGUUGGCCAGGUAAUUGCUGCAGAGAGAAAAAUAUAAAUGGAAAGAUACUAUUUGUGAAAUGCAUGAUAUAAAGCAUUGGCUAGAUCUUAAAGAAUCUCAGGAAAAAAAAGACUUCCUCUUAAGAAGGGGAAAGGCAUUUUUUAAAAGACUAUAAUUGAUAAAGUAUUUAAUUCUUUUAAAAUUUAUAUUGAUCUGAGCUUUCUUAGAGAAUUCCCUAGAACUGAAAAUUUAUAAACAUGGAAUUCUUCAGGUAUCCUAUAUAUUUUGACUGUCUGAGAGCAAAAUACCUAUUAGACAGCUGGAGAUGCAGAGCACUAUGGAGCAAUACUGGCUAAUGCUCCCAAAUGUGCAAUGCUUCUGUCUAAAAAUCACACCACAGUCUAAUAUGUGUUAUUUUCCUAAAUACUAAGUUGUAUUCAGGUCCCCAAAGGGCAUAUACAUCUUAGCCGGUGGUAUACUACCUCUUAUUUGUUGCCUUUUUGUGUUGCUUGGUGCUUUUCUAAAACAAGGUGCUUGUGGCUUUCAUAGACUAUUUUAUUUUUUUUCGUCUUUGUCAUUCUGUAAGACUGUAUGUACUGGUUACAUCAAGAUGUUUGGUGGCUACUUAUUUUAAUUUGUUUGAUCACAUACUUAGUAACAAGUAAAAUAUUAUUUAUAUGAAAUCCUUGUUCUAUUUUAAAAUUCUCUUUGUGAAUAUGGAAUCAAUACCAGCGCAUUGUAACCUGUACUUAUGCACAAGAGAAUUGAUAGGUUUCUUUUGUUUUUGUUUUAUUUUUUAAGUUGUUGUAAAGAAUAUUACAGGCCAGCUACAUCCAGUAGUAGGUUUGGAUUAGAGUUUGGGAAUUGUGAUACACUAUUUUUAAAAAUCCAUGAUCAUCUGGAAUGAUACUUUGUAUAUAUAUAUUUUGUAAAGUUUUAAUUCAGCAAAUCUUUUGAAAUUGCUGUUGUUUUAAAUUAUAAAAACUUUAUAUUUCUGCUUCAUAGAAAUCACAUGUUUUUGUAGUAAUUGUUGAUUUUCUUUUGCUGUUCUUAAAUUUAAAUAAGUUGGGACCUAAAAGAAUGAACUUUUUCAGUCUUUAAAGCAACAUGCAGAAGAAAACUAGUCUUCUGCCAUUGAAAAUAGGCUCAGCCAGUUCAGACUUUCCUUGUCAGAAAAAUGUUAGUCCAGUAUUAAAAGGAUAAUAUUAUACAUUUUGGUACAUAGAAAAGCUUAUACAUUCUUUAUAAACAUACCUUUAGCCACAGCAAACCACACUCAACUAUAAUAAAAAUAUGCUUAAAUAUUUUUUGGUGAACUUUGUUUUACUUCUUUUUUUACCAUAUUGUUUUAUUAUGUAUGAUAGCCCUUCUGGCAUAGCCCUUCUGUACUAUGAAUACUUACAUUAUUAAAUCAUAUGUUACAUACCUAUGAACGGAUUUCAUACCUGUGAAAUAGGGCCUAUUUCCUAUUUGUACAAAAUGAG
This is a messenger RNA of Manis pentadactyla (Chinese pangolin), 7413 nucleotides long. It is a transcript of the gene COL24A1, whose product is annotated as collagen type XXIV alpha 1 chain. The record is from RefSeq and is a predicted model, not a curated record. Gene Ontology annotation, molecular function: extracellular matrix structural constituent. The transcript has 62 exons. NCBI's taxonomy places the organism in Eukaryota, Metazoa, Chordata, Mammalia, Pholidota, Manidae. The coding region runs from base 1236 to 5921 and encodes 1561 amino acids.